UAGAAAAUGAGAGAUAGAAUGGAGAGACUUGUGGUGCUUCCUUUCUCCGUCGGGUGUAUCUCCGAUUCAAGUGUUGCCGUUUUAUCUCCUCUCUCUAACUCUAAGCCUCAUCAUCAUCGUUCUCCUCAAGAGAUACGUCGUGACCAAGAAGAGGAAGACCACAUGAAGAAUGUAUUCAAGUUCCUCGCAGCUUCUAAACCAGAGAUCUCUACCGGUAUCAACCGGCUUUUCAAGAGCUUCAAAACCAUUUCUCAACUCUUCGCUGACAAAGAAGAAGAGAAUGAAGAAAUAGAGACAACAGGAAUGGAGAUAGGAGUUCCAACGAACGUAAAACAUGUAUCGCACAUCGGUUGGGAAACUGGUUUAACCGCAGUAGCAGGGACAACAGGUAAAGGUAAAGGAUGGGAAGAUCUCAUACCACCGGAGUUGCUUGCUGCAGCCUCUUCAACAAAACAAGAUGCUGUUAAUCCUCCUCCUCAUAAUCAUUAGCUUCAUCCAACUUUAUAAUCCACUCCAUAGCUCUCUCUAUUUAAUUAAUCACGCUUUGUUUUACAAAUCUAUACACAUAUUUUGAUACAUAUAUAAUGGUAAAUUUGAUCUAUAUAUGAAAAUA
Molecule: messenger RNA, 613 nt
Organism: Capsella rubella
Lineage: Eukaryota; Viridiplantae; Streptophyta; Magnoliopsida; Brassicales; Brassicaceae
Product: CRIB domain-containing protein RIC4
Exons: 3
Coding region: 7-489 (160 amino acids)
Source: RefSeq, a predicted model, not a curated record